GGUAUUGAAUUCAAGUCACUUAUUACACUUGAUGACUUGGAGGAGAUUUUUAAGCAUGAUCAACUAGGCGUCAAUAACAUGCACUCAUACAUCCGGUUGUUGUAUGACAGAGUGUUGCGCGGGACUCCGUUGUCUAACAGAUUCCGUUUCGUGUCUUCCGCCCACUGCAGCGGAAUGGCAAUUGCUUCGGAACGGGAAUCAGUUAGACAGCGAUUAGUCGAUAGAUUCAUGUCCACCGGCAAUACAGAAUGUCUGCAUCUUUGGGCGUAUAAUACCCGACCAGUAGGAGCACACUGGUUGCUGCUUGCUAUCAACCCUAUAAGGGAAGUCGUGUAUUAUCUGAAUUCGGUAAAUGGUGAAUGGACCAAUUAUCCGGCCAUGAAGGACAUCGUUGAUUUAUCAAUACAAGUGUUCCGAAGUCAACGGGACGCACAGGUAUCCCGAACUAAAUCUAGCAACAUUACUUGGAUCCAAGUGCAGUGUCCGCAACAGAAAAACAGUUACGAUUGCGGAUACUUUGUAUUGAGGUUUAUGAAAGAAAUCCUUCAGGCAAAUCAAUUAGAGAUUCCGCUCACGUACCUUGACGAAUUCCGUGCCGCUGGAUACCCGAAACUUAAGUUGGAAGAAAUAAAAGAGGAUUUGUGUCAUUUUUAUAUUAAGCGCUUUUUCAUGUAGGAUUUGUGUCGAAUUGAAGUACUAUAAUAUUAUUGAUGUUGUA
Vicia villosa (hairy vetch) is the source of this 718-nucleotide messenger RNA. RefSeq lists its product as uncharacterized. The transcript is spliced from 6 exons. The coding region runs from base 79 to 675 and encodes 198 amino acids. The record is from RefSeq and is a predicted model, not a curated record. Gene Ontology annotation, biological process: proteolysis. Gene Ontology annotation, molecular function: cysteine-type peptidase activity; deNEDDylase activity. NCBI's taxonomy places the organism in Eukaryota, Viridiplantae, Streptophyta, Magnoliopsida, Fabales, Fabaceae.